Nomia melanderi (Alkali bee) is the source of this 2496-nucleotide messenger RNA. It is a transcript of the gene Pldn, whose product is annotated as biogenesis of lysosomal organelles complex 1 subunit pallidin. Gene Ontology annotation, cellular component: BLOC-1 complex; transport vesicle. Gene Ontology annotation, biological process: intracellular transport. Lineage: Eukaryota; Metazoa; Arthropoda; Insecta; Hymenoptera; Halictidae. The record is from RefSeq and is a predicted model, not a curated record.
UCUGUCCUUGUCUUACUCAUUACAGGGAUAGGGAAAACAUUAGAUUCUAUUCUUUUUAAAUCACUAUCUCAUUUACUGCCAUUGUCACAUGACUUUACAAAUAAGUUGUUAGUGGCUUUGUGUGUAAAGUUAAUUUUAUUUUAUUCCCGAAAUCAUUUUCUUUAUGAUUAAAGAGAUUUUUCCAUAUUUUCAUCUUCCAUGUGUUACGUAUACGCGGGUGGAUAUAUACAUGAGUAAAUACAUGUAUGCCUAUCGUACACGUGGUUAAAGUCAGCUGACUUAUACUAAUUACUGUAUAUAUUUUAAGUCAGCGAUCGGUGGUUUCUAUAUAAAUUUUAAUUUUUUUAUUCUUGAGUAAUUUGUUUUACAUCGCAUUGACCUUUUAUGUGAUUAUAAAUUUAUCUGGAAAUGUUAUCAAUGUGAUCAACAACUGUCAAACUUGUAAUACAGGUUACAAUUUAUUUAAAAAAUCUCAUCUGUUUCUUUCAUAUUUGCUGUAGUAAUAAGGAAAGAGUAAAAUAUUUAAAAUGAUGACUGAUAUAGAAGAAACAGAAGCAAAGAAGGUUCAAUCUCAGAUUGAAAAACAUGAUAUUGAGGAAGACCAGCAGGAUUUUUCUGAAGCUGCGAAGAAAUUAGCUGAAGGACUUUUAAGUAUUUAUCAGUCACCACUGGAGCAAGUUCAUAGAGAACUAAAUGAAAUAACGAGCAAACAAGAAACUCUAUUCAAUCAGAUGCAAGCUGAGAAUGAAAAACUUCAAGAAAUUUUUGAUGAUGUUGAUUUAAAUGAAAUGUUUCAAACGAUAAAAGUUUAUCAGGGAAAACUGACUUUUAUAAAAAAAGAGAUGGCUUCCAUUCAUGAGCGUACAUUUAAGUUAAAAAAACGAGCAUUAAGAUUACAACAAGUGAAACAAAAAGAGGCCUUGAAUAGGGAACAACAGAGAGAGCAGGAAAGUCAACGUGAACAAGAUUUAAUUGGUAAACCUGUAGUAAGUUAAGAAAAAUAGUUUAUGCCAAAAAAAUAGUUUAGGUAUAUACAAGAGCAAUAUAUUUAUACAGUUAUUGUUUACAUUAGAAGUUAUAUUUAAUUCAUAUUUUUAUAUAUUACCAGACAAUUUCCCAUUGUCCAGUUGAGCUACAUUUUCUAUUAUCUUUACAUAAAACAUUAAAUGUUGUUUCAGUCAGAAAACCAAUAAUCUCUCUAUCUUCUUGUAUCCUAAAGGUGAAUGUUGAUUCAUAUGUUCCCAUGAAGUACCUAGAGAAGGAUAUAUUUAUACACUGCUUUUACUUGUAAUAAAAAAGUUAAAUACUGUUGUUAUUAAUGCUUACCUAGCAUAGGAACAAAUGAUUUGGUCAAUAAUGGCUAUACCACCAUCUUUAAAUUUGUUCAAUACAUAAUCCGAUGGAAUGAACCUUAGUACUGUAUAUUCAAAUAAAUAUUCUUUAAGUUCAUUGAAUUCUGCAAAAAAUUUAUUUAAUUGGUAGAUUAUUCAAAUUUUAAUCCUAUGUAAAACCUUAAGGAUGAUUUACCUUCUUCUGUAGCAUCUGUAGCAACGAACAAAAGUUUCAAUCCAAGUUUAUCCAAUUUUUCCUUCAACUGAAAAGCAGCAGAUUUUAUUGUUGGUACUGUUGAAGAACGGCCAAAAACGAAAUCACGUCGUCUUAAAUGAGUAGCUAUGUAUGGUCCACCAAGCGCGUUUCUUCUACUCUAUAGUUAAAAAAUUAUAUUAAAUGAUAUAUAUCUUUAUUUUACUACAAUUAUAAUUAAGUACCUUUUCUUGAGUCCAAUCAUUUGGCCUUUCUGUGUUAUCAGUCUUAUCUGUUGAAUUGAGAAAACCUUCUCGGAAUACAUUAGCAAUUUUGUAUAAUUCAGAAUUGUAUCUCAUGCUGCGCCGUGCUGUCCAAUAUUCUUGCGAGCCAUAGAAAUCAUGUAAUGCAAUUUCCAUAUGAUCAAACAUUACAGACCUAUAGGAUAUAGAUUAUAAAUAGAAUAAGAAUAUAGAAUAUGUUCAUGUAAAGUGUAAAUAAUGAUUAACAGAUGCAGUAUUUUUUUACCUGUAAAUAUUAGGCUUAAGAUUCUUUUUUAAAUCUGAUAUCAUUCCAUGAAAUUUAAUACAUUUAACAGUUUCAAAACUAAUAUUAUGAUAUCCCCAAAAGGAUCUGCCAUGUCUUACAGAUUCCACUUUAUUGUAUUGUAAAGAUUCAGCAGUACAUUCUACUAUUUCAUUUUUGUCUUCAAAUUUACCUGUUUUAAACAUUUCUUCGUCAUUUUCUAGUAUAUGCAUAACAUCAAGUUGUGUAUGCUUCUCUUUCGAAGGAUACUCUGGAAAGAAUCACAUUUAUUGACCUUAUAAAUUAUUAUAAAAUAGUAAUUACUAUACCUUGUAAAAACUGAUACAUUUCAAUCACAGGAAUAUAUUUUUGUAAGCUUGUAAUAUCAAAAAAUAAGCCCCAAGGCAACUGUGUUUGAGAUCCUAUGUUCUUAGUUCGCCAAUGAUA